This is a messenger RNA of Sycon ciliatum, 3839 nucleotides long. RefSeq names its product protein associated with UVRAG as autophagy enhancer-like. Gene Ontology annotation, cellular component: intracellular membrane-bounded organelle. The record is from RefSeq and is a predicted model, not a curated record. The transcript has 23 exons. Lineage: Eukaryota; Metazoa; Porifera; Calcarea; Leucosolenida; Sycettidae. Bases 438 to 3230 code for a protein of 930 amino acids. Gene Ontology annotation, molecular function: phosphatidylinositol phosphate binding; protein binding.
UCUUCCAGUAUUCCUUCUUUGCUGAGCCUGAGCAUGAGCUUAUGGGCAUGAGUUGGACUGUUUGUCCCUGAACUUGCUGAAGUGCCGUGUCAGUUCCAUGACAUCUUAGAGUAAUCUGCCAAGACUAGGCAAGAGUUCGCUACUUUGCUUGAUAGAUGAGGAGAGAUAGUAAACUGUGACCGGUACAUGCUGAUGUAGUCCAAUAAUCAUUAUACUUUUAUACUCACUAUUUGUCGUGUUUAGUUUUGAUGGAAAGCACCGAGUAAUGUUAGAGUAGUGGAAUCCAGGCCCAGUGCAGUGAUUUUAUAUUGUUUCGGUGCGCAAGGUGAUUUCUUUGCCACAAGCUGGACUAUUGUGGGAUCGAUGAGGUGGAGAAAGCGCGCUGCUGACUAGUGCGAUGGGACUGUAUUGAGACUUAUCAUGCACCGAAUGUAACUAUGCUGCCAAUUCGGACAUUAGAUGGACAGGCGCCAGAGGCGUCCGAUGUGUUUCCUACCUCUGAAAAUGAUCAGAACUAUGAUCAAGCUGUACAUCAAGACAUCGCGGAGGUGAACGAAGAGCAAUAUGAUGUCGAACAGCAGCUUCCGACUAUUGAUUACCGACAGCCCAGCGAAGACGAGCUAGAGCAGAGCUAUGGGUCGUCGGGAGGAGAGGAUAGCCGCACGCCGCUCGUUGAUGCCCUGUACCCGAUGCGUGCCGGGAAACAAGAGAUGGCGGGCGUGCUCGUGACCGGCCACCAUACCGAUCACCAGCAGAGGCAACAGAAUGCUGAAAGCAGCCGGGAGCCGAUGGCAGUCAGUGUGGCGUCGGCAUUUUCCGAGUCUUGCCCGUCUCUCGGCUCGGCAUUCCUCGAUGCUGAGAGUGAGGAGUCGACCAGUUCCAGUCAUUUCCAAACGCGGGCAACCAGUUUGGACAGGACUAGUCGCAGCAGAUCGGAAACCUCCUUAUCUGGGUUUGACAUGGUCGAUUCAUCUUGCAUUGAAGACACCACACAUGUUAUCAAGAACCCAAGGGGUCGUGCUUUCACAAGGACAAGAAGUAAAUCAGCACGCUUUGCAAUGCAAGCCGCAGCUGACUUGCAGCAGGCUGACUGGUUGGCCAACCUAAAGGAGAGCAAGGCUGUUGUGUCUCGGCUGGUUGAGACGCAGGAGGAUGGCUUUGCUGCGUUCGAGUUCAACGAAGACGAGACGGAUUUUGCACCUCAGAUCAUGGACCCUGCUGAGGCGAUGAUAGAGUAUGGCAUCACGGGUGAGGUUCGCUCAGCGCAACCAGACAUGGCGACGCCACCACCAGUGCCUCAGAUGCAAGAGCGGCACUUCUUUCGCUCAUCCAAGUCGUCUGCUGGUCUGCUAGCCCAUGUGCAGGAAAGCAGGAAAGGAACGGCUUCCGGCCGUCGCUCCUCCAUACCUGCCCUCAGUACGCUACGUACCCCAGUCGUACACGAGAACACCAUAUCUCUAGGCAGUAGUCCGGGCGAUGUUGGGGGCCCGUUUGGAAGGUCUGCAUCCUUGGUUGAUGGGGAGGGUUUCUCCCCGGUGACCGCCAAUGCUGCGCCGUCGAAAAUCGUGGCGAAUAAGCCUGCUUCGUCCGGUAUUCGUUCCAUGUUUCAAAGCCAGGCAUCGCUCAUGGACUACCUGACGGCGAAGGAGGCACGCACGGAACUUGAUCAAGUCAACGCUCACUUUGCCGUUGCCGAAGUCCUGAUCUGUGCCUUUGAGCAGAUGAGCUCCAAGCAACAGUUGGAGAGGUUGUUUGCGGAUGACGAGGAACCCACUACACCGCUCGUAAACUCCAUGCACAAUGGACUUAUCGCAGAAACACCAGAGCAUGUGUCUGUUACUCCUCCGUCGAGUGCACCACAAGCCAUGCGCCAGAGCCGGAUUCGUCAGGAUUCCAGCACUCGGUCUUCAUUUGCCAGUACUGGCAGCUCGCGUGCUGACUCUGAAAUUGAUUUGAGCGACAGUGAUUCUAUUAUGACAGAUGACGCCUCUGAAGCGGCUGGCGAUGCAGUCAUACCCAUCCCGACAACAGCAUACGCAGCCCGUCCAACUGAAGAUCAGCUCACUACCAUUGAAACAAGAAACGUGGCGUACGAAGGAGACGAGAUGAGCACUUCACCGGGAUCCAUUGCCCGGUCGCUGCUGAGCCGCUAUAGCUCCAUCACGCUGCACACUGCUUCGGAGCUGCAGUCAGUCAUGCAGGAGGACGACAUCUCUCGAGCAUUACUAGGUCUGGGACCGGUGCGGCCGGCGUCAGUGGCAAAGUCAUCUCCGACAUCCACGCGUGCCAAUGCCUCUGGCAGUUUGACAAGGAGUGCUGGUGCGAGUAUUGCCACGACUGUUGCUGCUGGUGCUGGUGCUGGUCUGCUGCAGACUGAAGUAGAGGUGAAGCGAGCCGAGGCCGUCCUCUCGGCCAUAUCUGCUACGCAACCGCGUAUCCGUGGCGACGAGGAUUGGGCACCGCCGAGGGCUCAAAUCAUUUUUCUACUUCAUCCGCCGCAAAAGAAAAAGCAAGCUGGCGUCAAGCAGAAGUGUCGCUGCGCUGGCUGCGGAAUGCAAGUGGAACCUCAUCUCAUGAAAAAGUUUCGUUACUGCGAGUAUCUAGGAAAGUAUUUCUGCCACAGUUGUCAUGGCAACCAGACGGCGCUGAUACCGGCCAGGAUACUGCAGAAAUGGGAUUUCCGCAAGUAUUCAGUAUCCAACUUUGCCCAGGAUCUGCUAUCGCACAUGUACAAGGAGCCUUUGUUCAGCGUUGCAGCGAUCAAUCCUGUACUGUAUCGCAGAAUCAAGGCUUUAGCUACAUGUCAGUCAAUCCGAGCACAGUUAUUCUACUUGAAAGAUUUCAUUCGAUCCUGUCGGCUGGCUCAGAGUCUUCGUGAACAGUUUGAGGACCAAGGCCACUGGGUGUCUGAGCCCCAUGUCUACUCUAUCGAAGACUUUACCAUGGUUCGGCAGGGCAAGCUCUAUGUUAUACUGUCAUCGCUUGUAGAGGCUGGAGUCCGACACGUGGAAUCCUGCCCGUUAUGCCAGGCGAGAGGCUUUGUGUGUGAGCUCUGCAACAAGGGCAGCGUCAUCUUUCCGUUCCAGCUGGACAAGUGCAACCAAUGCUCAGCAUGCCGUGCUUGCUACCACAAGCAAUGCUUCCAGCCGCAGAAAACGCAAUGUCCCAAGUGCCGUCGCCUUCAGAGGAGGAGAGAAAGUAGACGUGCUUCGCACCCAAUCAGUCCUUAGAGCAGUGUCUACCAUUGCAAGAACCGCCGACAUGGAGCGAUGGCGUCAAGUGUUUAUUUUCAUUUUAUUUUUGAUCUGUUGUGGCAAUCUGUCGCUGCUACUUGAUAAAAUCAUCUACAUGCUAUCGUUGCAGAUGUCCUAUAUUAUGGUACUAGUUAUCAACACCCUGUUUACAGAUGCCGUCGUUGCUUUUGUUGUGUCCAUUGUGCUUAUAUACUACCCAUCUAUCAAUCCAUCUUUUAUUCUUGAGCAAAUUUUGGAAUCACACUGUCGAAUGAUAUGAGUUUGACCGAAUUCCUAGGAGAGUCUACGUUCUUGAUCUAUGGAACGCCAUGAAAUUUUUAUGAAAUGUCUUCUAGUGCGCCUACAUAUUUAACAUAAAACUCACACUAGCUCAUUCGACUUCGUUUUUGGUUUUUUUACAAUUUUAAUUCAUUGCCCAUGGCCACGCACACUCAUGCCUGGGCGUGCUUACAAUGGUUUUAUCGGUUUUUAUAGUGCAACGGCACUCUCUCCCUUUGGUCUCGUGUAGCUGCUGUUCAACUCUUUGUCGCAGACAGGAUUUCACUGAAACUCUGGAAAUUGGAAUGUUUUUUGUUUGUUGUUGAA